Papilio polytes (common Mormon) is the source of this 2482-nucleotide messenger RNA. It is a transcript of the gene stumps, whose product is annotated as phosphoinositide 3-kinase adapter protein 1. The record is from RefSeq and is a predicted model, not a curated record. Gene Ontology annotation, molecular function: fibroblast growth factor receptor binding; transmembrane receptor protein tyrosine kinase adaptor activity. The transcript has 12 exons. Lineage: Eukaryota; Metazoa; Arthropoda; Insecta; Lepidoptera; Papilionidae. Gene Ontology annotation, cellular component: cytosol. Bases 194 to 2287 code for a protein of 697 amino acids.
UUUACGUGGUUACAGAGUUACACCGAUAACAGCUGAGGAACUUUUAUCAUCGGAGUCACAGGAAAAGAUUGACAAACUGACCAAAGCACAACUGCAAAUUGUCAUACUGUGCCCAAAUCUGGAUACCAAGUUGUCAGACUUAAAGCGGGAAUUGAACACUGAAAAUUUAUUCAAAGUAGAAAAAGUACUGGUAAUGUUGCUUGGGGUGGAAAAAACUAACGUUAUAUCGAAUAACUGUGAAGACUACCCUACAAUCGAUCAAUGGCAGAUGAUGUCGGUGCGUGAAAAGGACACUUCGUUCGUUGACACGUUCCUAACAGCAGCAGUCGGUAUUCUAAGAACUAAGGACUGUAAAGACACGGCAGCGGAUAGAACUAGCUUCUCUAUUGUCCCGAAGAAAGUCAAAAUUGGCCAAAGCCGCGUCAUAGCGUUACUCAACGAUCCUAUAAGGGAGGAAGAUAGUAUAAAAAUAAUGGUGGACAAAAAAGGAGAAGUUAUAAACAUACCAACGUUUAAGAAGAGAAAUCCAUACACGCUGCAGUUUGAUAUACCAGAGUCGUGUCUGGAGGUGUCGAUGUUGGUGUGGGUGCGUGUAAGCAAGAACGGUCAGUCGCUGGGGCGGCGGCAGAUCAAGUGCGAGAGCCGCUUGCGCGAACUUGACCAGCUACUGCGCGCAUCUGACCACCCGCUGGAGUUCAUGUGCCAGACACUUGGAUUCAAAACGACGAACAAAGAGCAACUGGAUAGCUGGAUGCUAAGCGCCUUCCAGAAAAACAUACCGCCGCAUUUCAAUUUGCUUUCAUCCACCGAGCAAUUUAACCCUAAAGCUGAUGUUUGUAGUAACGAGGAGUACCCGACACUGCUGCACUGGGCGGCGCGGUUCGGUCUGGAGCGCGUGUGCUGGCAGCUACUGGAAAUAAUUCAUUUUCCGGUUAUCCCAACUUUAUCGCAAAAAAUCAACGAAUUCUCAAACAUGUACUACUAUUUGAAAAAUAUGUCCGAUAAUGACAAAGAGGAUGGGCAAGAAGAUGAAAAACAAGAAGAAUUAAGAAUUGUAGAGAAUUGUGAUACAGUCGACUCUCCACGCCACGAGGAAACUAAGGCCUUGGAAGAACAAUCAUCAGAUCCUUUCAGUGAAGCUUGCACUCAAAACUUAGAAGAGAACGAAGUGAAACCAGGGACGUCAGAAGAAACUGGAAAAAAGCACAGGCCAAAUUUAAAACUACCAAAUGUAAAAGAACAAUUUUACCAAAACGACUUUGUUCCACACGACGACACAGCGGGAAGGAUUCAGCAAGCCAUCGAACACGAUUACUUAGUGCAACCAUCAAAUAUAAAAGUGGAGGACAGUCCUAAAUUCCGACCAAAUAAUUUGUACGCGAAUAGUUCCCGCUUAUUGCCUCAGCAAUCAGAAAUAUUCUUGUACUCACCCACCGAAGAAAGUAAUAAAACUUUCAACAUCGAAACCCCAACGAGUGAUAUUAGCCAAAUCAACCUAAAUACCAAAGAUGUACGUAACAGCGGCAGCAUGAAGUCUAGCAAGGAAUGCUGCCCUUUAACAGGACAAGAGGAGUUAGCAGAAAUUAUUAACGACUUCAAAAAUAACGUUUUUACCAUAUCGGAAGUGGAGAAACUUGUAAUGGAAUGGAGAAAUAGAAACGAAACUCAACAGUCGCUUAAAGAGAAACAAGAGCAAUUAAAUAAAAUGCGUGAAGAGUAUGACAAAAUUCAACAAAAGAUAAAAGAAAAAUUAAAAAGGCCAACACCAUUCGACCGAGUAAAGAAAAUGUUUUCGAAGAGCAAAAAUAAAAAUCAUGACAGCAAUACGGGCACAAUCGAGAAAAGGAACGGAAGCACGAGGCCUAACAGUAGCUUAAGCGACAGUUCAUCAUCGUCAGGUCGUCUCAGCACAGUGAGCGGUGGCAGUGCUGCAGACACCACCAGUGUGCAGUCCGAGCACGACGCACACGCCAGGUCUAUUAUAUCCUCGAGUACGAGCACACUGACGAUGCACACAGCGUGCGAUGACAGCCGGCUGGACGACUACCUAAUCCCGCCGCCUCCGCGUCCGCUCAACGGCGCGCCGCAGUUCACCACCUUUGGACAUCCCAAACAUGACAACAGGGGUCAACACAUGGCUACGAUAGUAGAACGCGAGACAUCUGCUUCACGUGAAAGACUAGACGAGAGUGAGUCGGGCGGCACGCACCUGCGGCUAAAGUUCCGCGCACGCGACGAACGCGACCCUGCGCAUAUGUACAUGAACAUAUCAGCCACGCACACAUAGACACACGCACUCUGCGUUAUGUUGACCCUUACAUUCUCUUUGAAAUAACAGAGACAUAUGUCAAUCGGUCCAAUAGGAUUUUUAUCCAUUGACUCGAUUAGCCCAAUGAAAACAUCCAUUAGAGCGUGCGCACGCCUUUGAUUAAACUUUCGCUCAACUGUUUAGUCGCGCUUUGUUUCCUAUGAGCUUAUAAGG